This is a messenger RNA of Musa acuminata AAA Group (dessert banana), 976 nucleotides long. RefSeq names its product protein FLOWERING LOCUS T-like. The record is from RefSeq and is a predicted model, not a curated record. The transcript is spliced from 4 exons. Lineage: Eukaryota; Viridiplantae; Streptophyta; Magnoliopsida; Zingiberales; Musaceae. The coding region runs from base 128 to 742 and encodes 204 amino acids.
CCCGAUAAUUGCAUGAGAGUCUCCGGUCACAAAAGCAGAUUCCUCAACGAUUAUCGCGGCGGUGAAAUGUGUCUCCUGCUUUCUGUGCGCUCUUAUCGUCCUGCUCGAUACUCCGCGUUGGCCUGACAUGGAGCGGAGCUCCUAUAAAAGACCGCCUGAACACUGUGUUCUCAUCGACCUUCGUCUGGAAAGAAGCUUCGGUCACAGAAUGUCGAGGGAUCCGCUAAUCCUGGGCCAUGUCGUGGGCGAUGUGUUGGACCCGUUCGCUCGAUCGGUGUCGCUCGGUGUCAUGUACAAGAACAGGCUGGUCAUCAAUGGCAGCGAGUUCAAGCCGUCUGCUGUGGUCGACAAGCCUCUUGUUCAGGUUGGAGGAGACGACCUGCGCAUCUUCUACACGCUCGUGAUGGUGGAUCCCGACGCCCCCAACCCGAGCAACCCGACGCUCCGGGAGUACCUCCACUGGUUGGUGACGGACAUCCCAGCGACCACAAACGCAAGCUUCGGAAGGGAGAUCGUGUGCUACGAGUGCCCCCGGCCGGCAGCAGGGAUCCACCGGGUGGUGUUCGUGCUGCUCCGCCAGAUGGGAAGGGAGACGGUGUUCACGCCGGAGUUGCGCCACCACUUUAGCACAAAAAGGUUCGUCAUGGAGCAUUACUUGGUGCCUGUGGCCGCCACCUACUACAACUGCCAAAGGGAGGCCGGCACCGGCGGAAGAAGGUUCAUAAGAGAUGACCGAUGCUGAGAGCAAUAUAUAUAUAUAUAUAUAUAUAUAUAUAUAUAUAUAUAUAUACACUAGAAAAGCUGUAUUAGCGUUUCAAGGCAUACAUCCAAGCAAUCGCAGUAUUAUCUCUCAUAACCACAUAUAGAUUCUGACAGAAGCAAGAGUCUUUGGCACAAGCAGCACUUCCAUGUUUCCAAUAUGUACACUUGUGGAAUACCAGAACUGAUAAUUAAAGUAAUCCACUUAUAAAGUGAA